Molecule: messenger RNA, 4704 nt
Organism: Temnothorax curvispinosus
Lineage: Eukaryota; Metazoa; Arthropoda; Insecta; Hymenoptera; Formicidae
Gene: cmb
Exons: 17
Coding region: 485-3838 (1117 amino acids)
Source: RefSeq, a predicted model, not a curated record
GCAGUGUCGGCGCGUUAGGAAAACGCAACUGAUCAACGUCGUCCGGGAUACCGCCAGACCAGGAUACAAGCCGACGUGUUUCUCGAUAUCGCAACGAGUCACGUCGAUGCACGGACGACGUUUCUAUUUAUAACAUAUUCCCGAUUCUUUCGGCAUCGUCUGCCAAGUAUUUUGACGUAAGACCAAGCCGGACGUACGUGAUUUCGCGUCAUCGAGGUAAAGAACACGCCGUGUGGGGAUCGCGUCUCCGAUCUUUCCGCACGGUCGUUCCGCCGAGGGUUCUUCCGACUCCUCUCGCUCGCCACCCGCGAGAACGUUUCGCGUCCGUUCUCGUCCGGUUUCCCCCCGAGGAAGUCCAGGAGUCGUCGCGCGGAGUGCGCGGACGGUGUCAGCUGUGCGGUGAGGUUAAGUCUCAUAUAGUCUCGCGGUCAUAGUCCCGCACUCUCUCUCUCGAGAGAGAACGCCUCGCGCGAGGGGAACGACGAUGUCGCCCGGUAUCAACGGCGGCGGCGGCAGCGGUGGAAACAGCGGCGGAAGCAGCGGCGGAGGCGGAGCCCCCCGCAACACGGGCACCCUGCCGAAGAGCAAUCGCAGAAACGACAGGAACCGGGAGCGAUCCGCGGCUAAUCGGCAGCUCGCGAACCGCCCGGCUUAUUACGGCUAUCCGCACUUUAAUAACUUGUGUCAGCUGGACUGGCAAGUAGCAAGUGAAUGCGAGCGUGAACCAAGAGUACCGAGGGAAACGAAGAACAGCAACACGAGAUCAGCUUCUUCUCAACUGCUUUCUUCAUACUUUGCUACGUACCAAGACUUACCUGAUUUUGCAUCGCACAACUCGGCGAGACAGUGCAAUUACAGUACAGAAGACUACACCCCUUGGCUAAAAAUGGUACCAUUUUCUGAUCCCAGAACUCAGUCACCGUCGCGAUUACAGGGAACGAAGCCCUCCAAUGUGAAUAAGAUGCCCGAUAGAAACCAAGUAGAAAGUCGUUUAAAUCAGAUCAGAGACUACAUCAGAGUCACUGCAACAAUGAUAGACUCUCUUAGUCAAUCCUCUGAUCCUCGCGCACAAGCUCAGAGCGAAAAGUUAAGUAGAAUGGUGGACGAUCUUCACGACAGUGAGACUAAGCUCUCCAAAUUGUUGGAGCAGUAUCAUAAUCAUGGAAUUUCUGACGAGAACGGCGAAAAUGGAGAAAUAGAUGAAUGCGGCGAUGCUAACAGAGAGAUCCAAUUACGGAGGAAUAUGGAAGAAUAUCAGAACAAACUCGCGCAGUUGCAAGAGCAGCAAGCCAACUUGGCGGACAUGCAGAUGUGCGUCAGAGAAAGAUUGAACAAGGCGCGUCAGGCGCAGCAAAUGCUUCUGCAACAGGAGAAUCAGAAUACGCCCAAUUCCGCUACGUGGGAAGACAACCGUGCAUCCCUUCCGAGUCCUUCUAAUGUCGAGCAACUUGAAUCGGAAACUGCGGUAUUGCGAGGCAAAUUGGUGCAACUACAGACAAAGAAGAAACAAAUGGAUCAUCUUGUAGCGGAAUUACAAGCCAUAGAGACGUCCGAUAGAGGCAGUUGUAGCUCGGAAGGUUCAAGAAACACAAUGAAGGAUAAAGCCGCGGAAUUGGAGACGAUGAAAGCGCAGCUUGCACAUAUAAAGGCUCUAAUGGAAGACAGUACGAAAAUUCGCGAUUCUAUCGACUCUUUUUCCGAACCCGAGCAGGAUAUCGACGCGCACGAUGAAAAUGGAACAGAUGGGAUUACCGAGGAUAUGGCAAACGUUCCGUUUGAGAGAAGCAAUGAUGUCAAUCAAAAACUUCGAUGUUUCGAGUCCAACAUUUCAGAUAUACGGGCGCUGACGUCAGAGCUUAAAGAACAAUCGGCCUUGCUACAAACUACGCGAGCCGAAUUGCAACAACGUUUGAAACAACCAUUGUCUGCAACUGCUCACCCUGCUUCUUCGAACUGCUCGUUCUCUCGUCCACCUCCAGCGCUUGUACCUCUAAGCGCAAACGAAAAGAAGCAGAGUUGUAAUGCCAGUACGGAGAGUCAAUCUAAACAAGCAAAAAGAAGUCAACUUGAAGAUCUUAUAAGAAAGGAACCAACACAGCCUUCCAAUAUGAAUCGGGAUAUUCAGGCGUUAGAUCAAAACAGUCAAAGGAGCUCCGGUUCGCAAGCUAGUCAUACCAGCACACCUGCAAAUAUCUGGCCAUCUUCUGCCGCUGCAGGUGCAGGAGGUUCUAACGAGCAGAGCGUAGACGGUGUAUCUACGUCAGAAAAUUUAUUGGAUAUCGGUCCACCUGCUGCUAUCGAGAAUGGCGGAGUUGUUGGAAAUUUAUGGGCCUGCCCUGUACCACCUCCGUCUAUUAAUCAAGGACAAACUGCCACGGUCGAGUAUUAUCGGCAAUUAUUAUUGGGUUCACAAGCUCAUCAGUUGCAAAUGAUGGGUACGACGAUGCAACAGUGCUGUCAGCUUCUGUGGUCGCAGCAACGCGAAUUGCAAUCCAUGCGCGCUGCCAUUGCCGAUUUGCAGCUGCGAUCACAAAAUCAGGCUCCGCAACGCGCCAACAAUGCUGAAAAUUUGGAGGAACAUUCUAAUCUGAGCCGUAGCGUCCACAAUCUCGGCGACACGUUGGACGCGACCUUACCUCCCAGUUCAUCCUUACCGAAUCUCGUGUCGCUACCUAAUUCCUCAGCGGCAUUAUCGCAUACUCCGAUAGUUAGCUCUAACUCGCAGCAGCAACAGCAGCAACAAUUGAACAAUCAAGUUCCUCCUGGUAAUAGAGCGAAUAACUACUGGGAUAAUUUUCGAAGUUAUUCUCGACAGAAUCUGCUCUCAGGAAAUGUGAAGACAAUGACUGAUCUUCCAACGGCUAUAGCAAAUUCGGCGUGUUCCGCAAACACGACUAAUACAAGCGGAAGCAGCGUUAACAGUUCGUUAAUAAAAGAUAAGCGGAAUCGAGAACAGGGGUCUGACAACUUACCUCUACCAUUAAUCGGCGCGGAAACGCAAUAUUCAUUGAACCUACAAUUGCCAAAUUUACAAUUGUCAAAUUUACAACAACAGGAUAGAGAAAACGCUACUAUCCGCAGUAAUAUCAUAGCAAAUGAGGUGUCUCAACAAGUCGAUAAUCUUUGGGAGGAAGCUCACAGUUCUUUCCGAUUACCGUCUGCGAUGAACGAUGAUAAUCUUUUUAAUAAUUCAAGUUCAGAAAUGAAGGAGGCAAUCAGUUCGCUCAUCGCAGUGAACAGGAGGCGACCCGAUUACUUAAUAAUUAUUUUGAGAGAGAUUAAGGCUAUUAGCGAGGAUCACAGAUUACGACCUCAUUUGUUAAGAUCGUUACGUGCAUUACAGGACAAACAAACAUUAAAUAAUCCAUUGAACGAAGCACCUGACUUAACUCCAAGCGAAAGUUGUCAGUCUAGCGAUGAAGACUCGGAUAUCGGUGCGACCUUUACUUUGGAAAAUCAUGCGUCCAUGAUGGAAUUGGUUGCGACGUCUCAUGUAGACACUGCCUCUUCUCCAGCUUCGUCUCAAGUACCAUUAAUAGAACAUUUGGAAAUAACGGGAGCAUUUCCACUUGACUCUGCGAGUGCUGUCCCUUCCGCUUCUAAUGCUAAACCCGGUUAUAACGAGGAUUUAGCGGAAGCCGAUCAAUCGAGACCUGAAGCUUCGGGAAAUCAAAAACUUCCUAUUAGCCAUAUGGAUAACGAAGAAGGGCAAGAAGAAGCAGCGUCUUAUCCGAUUACUGCAGAGGCAGCUACUCCUGAUCUUGAAAGUCUAGCUGCCAAAACUGAAGACGAAAGAGCGGAGGAUACCGGACUUGACAAUUUUUUCAGAUUGCAUUGAUUAGAUUGAUUGAUUGUGUGAUACGAUACUAUUUACAGCUAUUUUAAGCGCGAUAUUAAAAAGAAAGUAGACACGUACAGUAAUCUUUGAUAAGGUAUUUACUUACUACUGCUUCCGUUUACAUAAAUAUUGACUAAUAAGUGAAGUCUGAUAUGAAUAGCAAAAGAUGUGAAACAUUUAAAGCUCUCGCUAAUAUGCCUUCAGAUUAGAAGGGUACGCAGGCGAGAUCAAUUAUAAAAAUAAGUUUACAUUAUAUAAACACGUAUUACACCAAUUUAUGCAAUGAAUACAUAUAUACAAUCCUCAAGGAGAUAUGAAAUCGACUAGCGUAAAAAAUGCGAACUAUGUAGAUAUUGGCACGUGGAUAAAAAUCCCAUAAGGUUUAAUUAUUUACGUCCUAUGUAUCAUUUAUAAUUAUAUUUAAACAAUGAUUAUUUAUAAGAAAAAUAUGCUUGUUUUACAAUUGAGCCAUUAAAUUGCGGUAUUACAUAAUGAGCGUUUUGCGUUUUGCAUAAGUAAGCGAACAAUAAUCUAUGAUAAAUUUUUACAAUGGACUAUUUAAUGAACAAUACCAGUGACAUGAAACAGGGUAUUCUGAAUAUGUCCAUAUUCUGAACUCGUUGAGCUAUAGAAGCUUUAAACUCGGGAGAAUACGGAGUCUAUUCCCCAAUUAAGAGAUCUAGUAAGGAACCUAUUUUAGUCCAACAGUUAAUUAUCACCCAAUCACAAUUGAGAACUCUCUCAAGGCUUUUAAAACUUAAAAAAAUAUAUCGAUUUGCUUACUCUGUUUCAGUUCGCUAGUUUUCUUAUUAAAACGAUCGCAUAUUUAACAGUUUAAGGGGAUUAUUUUUAUUUUUAUUUACUGA